AUGGAACAUUACACAUAUAUAGGAUGUGAGAUUUCUGAAGUGCCUUUAUCUGAUGCUGCUCAGAGGAUUAUGUCAGCUUUACAGUCUGUUCCUAUAGGAACUCAGACUAGCAGAAAAAAUAACCAGAGUAUAGAGAAGACUGAGGAAAAUAAGCUAGGUGAUAAGGAUUCACAUCUGAAAAAUGAACAGGAAAUUAAUGAUUGCACAAUUGCCUUAUUAAAAUCAUCUGCCAGCCCUGCAAGAAAUACUGCUGGUCAGAAAGUCAGGACAGUACAUACCAAUGAAAUGCUUUCUUAUCAAGCUACCAAAAUACUGAGCUAUUACCAGGAUUUAGACUUGCCUAAAUGGGGAUAUGGAGAAAAAAAUCUUUCAGUAGAAGAAAAAAAACUGAAGGAUGGUGAAAAGAAUGUAGCUACUCCCCUUAAAAGAAAGCAAGAUGUACCUACAUGUCAUUUGGAGAAAAAAAGAUUACCUGUGAAGAACUAUGCUUCACAUGAAAGAAGAGAUAACUGGACUUCCAGAGAAGCAGAGUUUUCUGAAAAUUAUCCUUGUGAUAUCAGGAGUUUGGGAUAUGAAGAAAGAAGAGAACUGCUUGCAAAUAUAGAGCAGGCAGUGGCUUUUGUAACUACUAUGAUAUUUCAAGAUGGUUCUUCACAGCUCAGUUCAGAGCAGGUCUUAACUUCAUCAGUAAAAGGAAUUGUUAUAUUAGUGAAGAAUCAGACAGAUCGCCUUUGUUCUCCCAGUUACUCUUCAAGUGACCGUACUUGGAAUGCUGCUGAUGGAAGUGACAAAUUAAUUUAUUUAAAAACUGAAUGGUCACCUCUUUGGGAACAAGAAGCACAGGCUCAUAAGAAAUUUGCUUGGCGAGUGUUGUUUCAAAUGCUGCGUUGCAAAGGUCCAGUUAUUUGCUUCAAUGCAAAAGAUUUUCUGAGGACAGUACUUCAAAUUUAUGGUAAUGAAAUAAACUGGAAACAAGUUGCUGAUAGCGUCGUGUUAGAUCCAAGGAUUGCAGCAUGGCUGAUAAACCCCAGCGACACAGUUCCCUCUUUUGAAUGUUUGACGCAGAAGUAUUUUGAAAAAUCCUUUUCUAUGGAAACAGAAAAUACAGAUACAGGCACUUUGAGAAAUGCAUCGUACCAAAACUUAGGUGUAAACUUGGAGAAGCUUUAUAAAGUAAUGGCAGACCUUUCUCAUGACUUACAGGUUCAAGGUUUGUGGAAAUUAUUUUGCACAUUAGAGCUUCCACUGAUCAAAAUUCUGGCAGUGAUGGAAACACACACAAUACAUGUGAACAAACAAGAACUGAAAAAAACAUCAGAGAUUCUCGGGUUGAGACUCAAAGAGCUUGAACAGGAAGCCCAUCAAAUUGCUGGAGAACGAUUCCUUUUGACCAGUAGUAGUCAACUCAGAGAGGUACUAUUUGAAAAGUUAAAACUGCAUACACUGUGUGAGAAAAUUCCAAGAACUGAAAGGCAACAAGUGGCAUCCACCUCAGAAGUCGUGCUGAGUAAGUUGCAAGAUCUUCAUCCUUUGCCUAAGAUAAUGUUAGAAUACCGGCAGGUUCGCAAGAUAAAAUCAACCUAUGUGGACGGACUACGAACAUGUAUGAGAAAGGGAUUUAUUUCCUCUACAUGGAAUCAGACAGGAACUGUGACUGGCAGACUUUCAUCUAAACAUCCAAACAUUCAAGGUAUCUCUAAACAUCCAGUGAGAAUUAUAAAGAAACAGUAUAUAAAAGGAAAAGAAGAGGAAAUAGUAACCAUUUCCCCAAGAGCAUUAUUUGUUUCAAAGAAAGGAUAUACGUUUUUAGCAGCAGAUUUUUCCCAUAUUGAAUUAAGGAUCCUUGCUGACUUAUCAUCUGAACCAGAGCUUCUGAAACUGUUCCAAGAACCUGAAACCACUGAUAUAUUUACCACACUGGCUUCUCAGUGGAAGGGGAUUCCAAGUGAAGAAGUGAAACAAGCUGAUAGAGAGCAAGCAAAGCGUAUAGUUUACUCAGUGGUUUAUGGAGCAGGUAAAGAACGUCUUGCUGAAUGCCUGGGAAUUACUCCUCUUCAAGCCAGUCACUUUAUAGAGAGUUUUAUGCAAAAAUACAAGAAAGUAAAUGAAUUUACAAAGAAAACCAUUGAACAGUGCCGAAAGAAAGGUUAUGUGAUUUCCAUUAUGGGGCGUAAAAGACCACUGGUUAAUAUCAAUGCGCAGGAUUAUAAGCUACGCACUCAAGCAGAGAGGCAGGCUGUCAAUUUUGUUGUUCAAGGAUCUGCAGCUGAUCUUUGUAAAAUGGCUAUGGUUGAAAUUUUUACCUCUGUUGUCACUUCUCCGACUUUAACAGCCAGGUUAAUUGCUCAGAUUCAUGAUGAGUUGUUGUUUGAAGUAGAAGAUUCUCAAAUCCAGGAAUUUUCAGCAUUGGUAAAAAGAACAAUGGAAUCCCUGCAGCAAACUACAGCCUUGGAAGUGCCACUAAAGGUUCCCUUGAAAGUGAUUCUUACCACUGGGAAAUCAUGGGGGUGUAUGACAGAAUUGCAGGAGAUGUAAAGCAGUC
Messenger RNA from Cygnus atratus (black swan), 2542 nucleotides. RefSeq names its product DNA polymerase nu (gene POLN). Gene Ontology annotation, biological process: DNA-templated DNA replication; double-strand break repair. NCBI's taxonomy places the organism in Eukaryota, Metazoa, Chordata, Aves, Anseriformes, Anatidae. Gene Ontology annotation, molecular function: DNA-directed DNA polymerase activity; DNA binding. The record is from RefSeq and is a predicted model, not a curated record.